Molecule: messenger RNA, 552 nt
Organism: Bolinopsis microptera
Lineage: Eukaryota; Metazoa; Ctenophora; Tentaculata; Lobata; Bolinopsidae
Product: dynein axonemal light chain 4-like
Exons: 5
Coding region: 21-341 (106 amino acids)
Biological process (GO): microtubule-based process
Cellular component (GO): dynein complex
Source: RefSeq, a predicted model, not a curated record
AUUUGAGAGGCAGUUUCACUAUGGCAGACGUAGAACCAGUAGUGGACAAUGAACCAGACUACAAGAGACUUCAUGCAUACUCCCUCGUCAGAAAUACAGACAUGGAUGAUGAGAUGUUAUCAGAAGCUGUUGACACAGCAGUAACUGCCUGUGAUAAAUUUCCAGAAAAUUUAGAAGCUGCUGCUCAGAUGUUGAAGCAAGCAAUGGAUACGAAGUUUGGACCUUCUUGGCAUGCAGUAAUUGGAGAAGGGUUCGGAUUCGAAAUAACAUAUGAAGUAAAGAAUCUACUCUACAUGUUCCACAAUGGUGCCUUCUCUAUUUGUCUGUGGAAAUGUGCCUAAAUAAUGAAUUUACAAAUUCAUAGAUACUUUUAGUUUGCUUAUACAAAUUGAUAAUGGAAAUCCCAUAUCAAAACUUGCAAACAGUGCAAUUCAACUACAAUACAGUCAAACAUGUAUCUUUCUUGAUAAUGAUUGUAUAAAUGUCUUCCAAGUUAUUCAAACAUAAUGAGUACAGCAUUAACGAAAUUGUAUGUUAAAAUUUUAGAUAAAA